AUGAGGAUGGCAGGUGCUAUAAAGUUGGUGGUUGCUGUAGCAGUAUUUCUACUGACAUUUUAUGUUAUAUCUCAAGUAUUCAAAAUAAAGCCAGAUUCAAACUUGGGAAAUUUAUUUGCAAGGUCAGCAUUGCAAAUAGCUCAAAGAAAACCUCCCAGAUAUAAAUGUGGGAUUUCAAAAGCUUGUCCAGAAAAACAUUUUGCCUUCAAAAUGGCAAGUGGAGCAGCAAAUGUCAUUGGCCCCAAAAUUUGUGUGGAAGACAAUAUUUUAAUAAGUCGUGUAAAGAAUAAUGUUGGAAGAGGAAUCAAUGUUGCAUUGGUAAAUGCAAAAACAGUAGAAGCAUUAUACAUCAAAUACUUUGAUAUGUGGGGAGGAGAUGUGGCACCAUUUAUUGAAUUCCUUAAGUCUAUUCCAGAUGGAACCAUAGUUUUAAUGGGAACCUAUGAUGAUAGAGCAACCAAACUAGCAAGAUUGCGAAGUACAGCUAUUAUUAACCUUGAUUUUAGAGACAAUUGGGUCUUCUGUGGUGGAAAAGGUAUUAAGGCAAAAAGCUCCUUUGAACAGCACAUAAAGAACAAUAAGGAUACAAACAAAUACGAAGGAUGA
Molecule: messenger RNA, 606 nt
Organism: Gracilinanus agilis (Agile Gracile Mouse Opossum)
Lineage: Eukaryota; Metazoa; Chordata; Mammalia; Didelphimorphia; Didelphidae
Product: protein FAM3C-like
Exons: 2
Coding region: 1-606 (201 amino acids)
Source: RefSeq, a predicted model, not a curated record